Messenger RNA from Acanthosepion pharaonis, 708 nucleotides. The record is from the annotation of a GenBank genome assembly. Lineage: Eukaryota; Metazoa; Mollusca; Cephalopoda; Sepiida; Sepiidae.
AUGAUCGCUACCUUUUUCUUGUUUUAUUGUUCUUGUUUUUUACCUACUUUUCGUUUUCCGCCUAUUUUUUUCUUUUCUUCUUUCAUCUUAAUUUUUCUUUCAGUAAAUUCAUUUUAUUUUUUAUUCUUUUUUUCCUCAUCAUCCUCUUCUUCUAUUAGUCUGUUUUCUUCUUAUUCCAUUAUCUCUUUUUCUUCUUCGACUUCGUCUUCUUCUGUCUCUACUAAUUUACUUUCUAAAUUUCAAGUUUUAUUGCCAAGUUUCCUUCUUUUACUUUUUGCUAAUAUCAAUCUAUCUAUCAUUCUCAAACUUAUUAAAGAGAAUCCUUUCCUCUGUGUGCAUUUUAACGUUUCUUUGGCUAUAUAUUGUUUCUUCAAUAACUUUCUCUUUUUUUUAAUUCAUCCAUCAUUUUCUCUUUCUGUUUCUUCUGUAUAUAAUUUUGUUUUCCUUCCGGAAUCGUCGUCUUCGUCUUAUUCAACGUCUUUAUCAUUAUCAGCAUCAUCUCUCUCUUUCUCUCUCUCCAUCUCUUUCUCUCUCUCUCUCUCUCUUCAUUCUCUCUCUUUUUCUCUUUCUUCUCUAAUUAAUAUCUUUCCCACAGAUAUUCCUUUUAAUAUUUUUCUGUCUAUACCACCAUUUUUAUUCUCAAUAUUUCUAUUCUCUGUUAUCUUUCGCAAAAUAAUCUGUUAUCUUCUCUACUCUCUGCUCUGCUAA